Messenger RNA from Aspergillus wentii DTO 134E9, 1746 nucleotides. RefSeq lists its product as uncharacterized. The coding region runs from base 153 to 1589 and encodes 478 amino acids. Lineage: Eukaryota; Fungi; Ascomycota; Eurotiomycetes; Eurotiales; Aspergillaceae. The record is from RefSeq and is a predicted model, not a curated record. The transcript has 2 exons.
ACGUGGUUUCGAAACACAACUUUCUAUAAUCAUCACUCAGCCUCCCGGGCAGUACACUCUAGCUCGCACUGCCUCGUUUUGAAUUUUGUCUACCUUUAGACUUUCAAAACGUUUCCUUCGAUCUUUUUGGCAUUUUUCUUUCCUUGAGAAUCAUGUCCACCGCGGUUGCAUCUGCCAGUGCGGCUCCGAUAGCUUCUCCCCAUAGAAAUCGUGACCUAAGUCCUAAGAACUGUCCGACAAUGGCUCCGUCGGCCUCAUCCACCAUCUCCUCCACCACCCCGCCCCGGGUGUCUGUUACCUCCCAACAUGGCUCCGCAUCAAAAGGUUCGCCUUCAGAGAGAAAGAACGCAUCGCCAUCGCAGAAUGGAAGCCAUGCUCCAAAGGUCAUCGUCAAGAAAGAACCGCCAUCAUCGCCCGGUGUCCAAACACAGUCUCACACCCGCCCUCGUCCUCGUAAACUAGACCUCUCCACCAGCCUCCCAAACUCCUCUGGCCUCUCGGCUCGACCCCCCGGUGGACCUAUGACAGCCAGAGAGGGAGUAACCAUGCAAUCAGUCGGCAUCGCCUGCUUGUCUCCCGGCUUCCAAACCCAUGACCCAAUCAUGAGAGAGCAGCUUCAGCGCAGCCUCUCGGUGCGUGACCAGCAAAGAUCUAUCAUUGAAUCCAGACUACAAACAUCCGCCAAGGACCAGGGCCCAGAUGGGGUGAAGAUGUCAGAGUCGAGCCCAUUCGGUCUCCCCAAGUCUGGCUCUUCGAAGAGGAGGCCUCCGCCGGGCUUGUCCAUCGUUCCCCCGUCCGCAUCUCACUUUUCUAACGAACGUGUGGUCCAAUCCGCGCCACUGCACCAAACCUUCACAGGCGGCCGAUUCCAACCACAGCCUUUGACGCGCCAUGUCGCAAACCAGAGUCCCACCCUAGGCUCGUCUUCUCACCUUCAUCCUGCCCCUGCCACCCAAACCAACAACCGACUUCCACCGCUUUCUGAUGUCUUUGGAUCGGAUACAUUGGGAUCUCGUGACCGGGACGUUAACCGCGCCCCCUAUUACCAAGGUGGUUCUGGUUCGAAUUCAUCGCAAUCCAACAAUUUGCCCCCUUUGCCGUCUCCCGGUAUGCCUGGUUCUACCACCCAGGCUCCAACUCGGCCUCGUGAGUACCGUUCGGCAGAAGAAGCCGUUCAUGAGCUAUCCGGCGGGCGAGAAGAGCUUUUGCCCCGCAUCGUUCAUUAUGGUGGUCACCAACCACCAACUCCACCCUCUCCGCGCUUGGCUAAUGGCCCGCCCAAGUCGGCCACUCUUCGCCCUGAAGGGGCAGCCCCGGCAAGCGCAUAUAUCCCUCCGCCUCAGCUGUCACACCACACCGAGGGUACUGCUCGUCGCCGCUCUCGAAACGAGUAUGAAAAAGACAAUGGGACCCCCCCAUUGGGCCAUGGCCCAGAACCUCAAUAUCGGCAAAAUCCAGCCCUAGGGUCCGGUCCUCACGCUACGUAUGGUCCCUUCGGGGCUGGAAGGGAUUCCCCGGAGACCCAGAGGAGAAAGAAGGAGGAGUUUUUAGGUCUUUGCGCAAGAGCAUGGGAUUUGUUCCACUCUUAAUAUGGCCAUAACCAAUCUCUUGCCUUUUUCUUUCUCUCUUUUCACAUUCUAGAAAUUGGCUUCAUCUUGCGGUUUUCAGGGAUGAGCCAGACAGCCCGAGCCUCGCUCUAAGCAUAGAAGCAGCAAAUUGGCCGGGUUAUUUGCAUUUAUUGAAAAC